Messenger RNA from Haliotis rufescens (red abalone), 7373 nucleotides. RefSeq names its product intraflagellar transport protein 140 homolog. The transcript is spliced from 29 exons. Gene Ontology annotation, cellular component: ciliary basal body; axoneme; intraciliary transport particle A. Gene Ontology annotation, molecular function: protein binding. Bases 136 to 4605 code for a protein of 1489 amino acids. NCBI's taxonomy places the organism in Eukaryota, Metazoa, Mollusca, Gastropoda, Lepetellida, Haliotidae. Gene Ontology annotation, biological process: intraciliary retrograde transport. The record is from RefSeq and is a predicted model, not a curated record.
UGCAUACUUUCAACAUGUCGGCGGCCGAGGUGCUGUGACUGAUGUGGAUGGCAUCAUAGUAACCACGGUAACCUAAAAGAGUAGAUGAAAUCAAAACACAGCAAGCGUUUUGGAUGAACAGGAUCACAUUGAGACAUGGCUGUCUACUUUGAUCACCGCUUGGAGACGGACCAGGCUGGCAUCAGUACAGAUCUAAAAUGGUUCAGUGGGAGUCCACUGCUAGCAGUUACAUCCUACAGUGAUGAUAAUGGAGGUGCUGUCACAUUUUACACAGAGGAGGGAGAAAAGUUGCCCAAUACACAUCUCCAGAAGAACUGCCAUGUGACGUCAGUGUCAUGGCAUCCAAACAAGAAGAUAGUGGCAGUGGGAUGGGAGACAGGAGAACUCCUCAUCUGGAAUGAACAGGAGCAUAGUCUCCAUGAAGCCAUACAGAUGCAUAAAUCAGCCAUCAGUGUCUUGCACUGGAGUUCUAAUGGCACCAGGAUUGCAUCAGGAGAUAAGUCUGGAAUCCUUAUUGUAUGGAAAGUAGAUACUAAAGGACGCCUGAACCCCAACCCUCUCUGUCAGCAUCACAUCCAGGAGCCACUCACACACAUCCUAGCUAGACCGGCUCCACCCCCAGAUCCAGCCUCAGACAUUGCAAGUUUGGCCCGAGCAGCUGUGAGUGGGGACGAGAGUGCCUUGGACAUGUUUAAUUGGAAACGAGGGAAGAAUAAUUCCAAGACAACCAAUAGCUUUGGCCAAUCUGAAUCACUGUCUUUCUUUGUUGGUGGUGCCAGUGGUGGAGUUUACUAUGUGAAUGAGAAUGGACAAUGCAUACAGUGUUUCACGGUUGACUCGUCAGUACGGAAAAUGCUGUAUUAUGAUGACAAGAACAUCCUCAUAACAAUCACAGACAACAUGAUGCUUACACAACAUGCUGUACUUCUCGAGGGAGACACCAAGGAAAUGAUCAAGGUGAAGCUGAGUGGGAGGAAUGAGGAGCCCCACAUCAUUUGGGCAGGGAAAGGUUUGCUGGCGACUGCCACAGGAGAAGUGGCCAUCAGAAUGUGGGAUCUGGAGCAGGAUGACAACUAUGUGUUGAGUUUGGAUGGCCACAGCAGCUACGACAGCAAUGAGUCCAUCAUGUGCGUGGCAUACUGUGCGGAGAAAGGCAUGUUGGCUGGAGGCACUAACAUGGGGAAUGUGGCGUUGUGGAAGUUUCAUCCAACCAACAAUCGUAAGAUCGAGGGAGAGGACAAGUGGAAGCUGCAGGCGCCGGCAACUGUGGAGGGGCCAGUCAGACAAAUACAGUGGGGAAGCAACAAGACACUGAUGGCCAUCAACACCAUCGCCAACGUCUUCGUCCUGAGUGAGCAGGUGAUGAGCUGCAGCUACCAGGACCAGACAGCGGUAGUUCAGUAUGGGCCGAGCUCUCUGUCCAUAGAAGUGUUUGCUACUGGAAACCACCAUGACCUCAAGACGGACAUCCAGGUCAAGGGGGUCUGUACAACUAAGGAUGUCCUUGCUGUGUGGAAUGGAAAACGAGUCAUCAUCUAUGAAUAUUCAGCUGACAAACUAGUCCUGAAGGCUGCAGGUUCAUUCACCACUGAAGCACAGCUUGUCUGCCUGUAUGAACAAAAUGUGUACACCAUUGAGGGAAACAAAGUGCAAGUCAGAACAUUCCAGGGAACAAUUAAACAGCACAUGACAUUUUCUGAGGUUGAGGGAAACCCCUGCUGUAUCAACAUCUGUGGUAACUUCUUGGCUGUGGCCACAGAACAUGGAACGCUCCGAGUCUACGACCUCUCUCGCAGGGAAGCGAAGGCCCACAGUAAUCCAAAGAACAUAUCUGAUUCUGUCCAUGACUUUGGCACCAUUCUUUCCGCCCGCUGUAACUGCUCCGGCAACAGAGUGAGUGUGAUGGUGAAGCUGCAAAACAACACCUUUGACAGCAAGUUGUACGUCUGGGAUGUUGAGACAGACAGUGUGCAGUACUUCAACUUCCAGACGGGCCGGGGGGAGCAGGACGAUUAUCCCCCUCCUGACGGGGCUGAGGAGGAGAAUGAAUCCGAUACCAAUGAUGCUGAAAGGGGUAAGAACCAGGCUGCGAAGGACAUCGCAGGCCGACGCCCAACAUCUCACUACUGGGAUCCCCUUGAGCCCAAGCUGCUGGUGUGUGAGGCUAUGGCAGUGGAGCAGGAGAAGAGCAGGGAAAUCAAGAGGAAACCAUCUCUCACUAAAGCUGUUGAUGAUGGCCCGGUUGAACUGAUGGUGGUGUCUCUCUUCUGCACACAAGAGAAUGGUAUCCUCAUUCAAGACAGCUUCAGCCUUCCCCCACAAGUCACUGCUCUCAUGGGAGUGGAAGUUCCCUAUCACUAUUUCAUAAAGAGGCCGGAGAACACAUCGUCCGAGGCUGCCAAUCAGCAGGAAGACAAUGUGGUCAACUCUGAGACUGGGACAGCAAUCUACCCCAAACUGGUGUUCAGGAAAGUUCUGCGUGACUUUGUGGGUCUGGAGAACAGUGAUAAAGGCACAAGAGACGCCAUGAUGAACUUCAGCUACUAUCUUACAAUAGGCAACAUGGACGAGGCGUUCAAAGCUAUCAAGCUCAUCAAGAGCGAGUCGGUGUGGGAGAACAUGGCCAAGAUGUGUGUGAAGAGUCGGCGGCUGGACGUGGCGUACGUGUGUCUGGGCAACAUGGGGCAUGCUCGGGGAGCCAAGGCACUGCGGGAAGCACACCGAGAAGCUGAGCUGGAUGCCAGGGUGGCCACAUUAGCCAUACAACUAGGAUUGUUUGAAGAUGCAGAGAGGUUACUGAAGAACUGUAAGCGUUACGAUCUCCUGAAUGAGUUCUACCAGAGUGGAGGUCAGUGGGGAAAGGCCCUGGAGACAGCUGAGAUGUACGACAGAAUCCAUCUCAGGACCACCUACUACAACUAUGCCCGGCAUCUGGAGGAGAACGGAAACACAUCAGGAGCCAUUCCAAACUUUGAGAAGUCGGAGACACACAGGUUCGAGGUGCCCAGGAUGCUGUAUGAAGACCCUGAGUCUCUGGAACAGUACAUCCAGAGGAGCAAAGACAAGUCCCUGCGUAAAUGGUGGGCCCAGUUUAUGGAGAGUAAUGCUGAGAUGGAUGUGGCGUUACAGUUCUAUGAGGAGGCCCAGGACUUCUUCUCCCUUGUUCGAGUCUACUGCUUCUGUGGACAGAUUGACAAGGCAGCGGAGGUGUGUAACGAGACCGGAGACAAGGCAGCCUGCUACUACCUGGCCCGUCAGUAUGAGAACCAGGACCAGAUCAAAGAGGCCAUUCACUUCUUUACCAGAUCACAGGCCUUUGGUAGUGCUAUCCGCUUGUGUAAGGAGCAUGGCCAGGAGGAACAGCUGCUGAACCUUGCUCUGCUGGGGCGCCCCGAGGACAUGAUGGAGGCAGCACGCUACUAUGAGCAACACCCACGCUACAAUGACAAGGCCGUCAUGCUGUAUCAUAAGGCUGGCAACUUUUCUAAGGCCCUGGACCUUGCCUUCAAGACGAAGCAGUUCGGUGCUCUACAGCUGAUAUCAGGUGACCUGGAUGAGAGAGCUGACCCGGAGCUGCUUCAACAGUGUGCAGACUUCUUCCUGGAGAAUGGGCAGUACGACAAGGCGGUGGACCUCCUGGCUAUAGGGAAGAAGUAUAUCGAUGCUCUGAAAAUCUGUAUGGAGCGACAUGUGGAGAUCACUGAAGACCUUGCAGAUAAACUGACACCAGAGAAGGUAGAGGGUGAGAACGACACGAUGGACCGGCUGAAGAUCCUGGAAGGUAUAGCCGAUGUGUGCAUGCACCAGGGACAGUACCACAUCGCCACCAAGAAGUUCACCCAGGCUGGCAACAAGAUGAAGGCUAUGAAAGCACUGUUGAAGUCGGGUGACACUGAGAAGAUUGUGUUCUUCGCUGGUGUGUCUCGUCAGCGGGAAAUCUAUGUGAUGGCAGCUAACUAUCUCCAGUCUCUUGACUGGAGAAAGGACCCCGAGAUCAUGAAGAGCAUCAUUGGCUUCUACACAAAGGGCCGGGCACUCGACUUGUUGGCAGGAUUCUACGAUGCAUGUGCUCAGGUGGAGAUAGAUGAGUAUCAGAACUACGACAAGGCGCUGGGGGCCCUGGGGGAGGCCUACAAGUGCUUGAGUAAAGCGAAGGUGGCGGACGAGACUCAGCAGGAGGAGAAACUGGCGCACCUCAAACACAAGAUGACACUUAUCAAGAAGUUUGUGCAGGCCAGGAGGGUGUACGAGGAGAACUCGGAAGAAGCCAUGAAACAGUGCCAGGUGUUGCUGGAGGAGACCGACCUAGACAGUGGGGUUCGUGUUGGGGAUGUCCUCGGCUUCAUGAUUGAGCACUUUGCCAGGAGGGAGAGAUGGAAGGCGGCCUACUCCAGCCUUGAAGAAUUGCGCAGUAGGUUAAAGGGAGGUAACCCUGCUUACUAUGUUAACACAAGAACAAUAGAGGCAAUUCAUCAAGCACUCGAUGUUCCACUGUCACGGACCAUUGAUCCUGACAAGAUGAAUGGCUUCCGCAGUCCUGAAGACGAGGAGGGAGACUUCAUUGAGGAGGAUGUUGCGGAUGACACGUAUGGUCACAACGUAUGAUAGCUAGAUGACUCUCUGACCCAGGUUUGAGUGGGCCAACUGUACAUAUGUGCACAUGGGGUAACGAACAGUCUGGGUAUGGGCACUUCUGUACAAGGACACAAUGUGGAAAUCUUAACUUUAUGGAAGUCUCGAGUUGCUAGGAGAAAAUCGUUACUAUAAACUGUGAUCACAAGCAGUUCUAUAUAUUUUUAUAACUUUUCCAAUAUAAUUGCCUCUAACAUAACUCAGACACCUCUAAUCAAAAAGCUGUCCAGUAAUCUGAUCUGGUUUGUAUGACUGGGAAACAAGCAGAUUUUGUUACAUUUGUGAAGCAAACAUAAUGUUAUAAUGUGACUUUUACAAAUUCCAAGUAACUCCAUGGUUACAUGACGAUGACGUUUAUUUCUACCAUAAAUGAUAUGUGUGCAUAAAGGUAAAUUUACUUGAUGGACAACGGAUGCCACAUUGACAAUAGACGUUGUGAGGAACUUAGUGAAUGACAUUAUGUACAUGUAUGCAUUGUUAUAGUUAUAAUAUCUGCUGAAUUCCUGGGAUUUGAAAGCCAGCUUGUUUUUUCAUGUAUUAACUCCCUAGCCCCAAUAUGUUCAGAUGAAAUAUUCAACAUUAAUUGUUGUAUCUGUAGGUAGCCAUUAACUUCAGAAACUCUAGUUCAGUUAAUUUGUUACCUGAUAUAUUACCUGAGGUUUCACGUGUUAAAUGUUGAUAGUUUGUUCAGGAAAUCCUCAUGGCUCCGUGGACCAAUUGCACCGUUAGGAUUUAACUGAUGAAGAUCCUGGUUGUAGAUGGUAACUCAUGUUUCAGUGCUGAUGUUAACUUGACUGUGAUACUUAGUGAAGUUUAUCUCAUAAUACAAUCUGGUGACAUGAUCAGUAAUAAAGAAUAUGGCAUAUAUGCAUAUCAUUGAAUUCCUAGUGAAAAUCAACAGCUGAUAUAUGUGAUAAAGUGCUGGGUGAGAUGGAGGCAAGGUUAUCAAUGUAGUUGGAGAUUGUGUUGUAUCUUGUGUUUAUGGUAUCAAAAAUACUUACAUCAAACUAUUGAUUCUGGUAUUUGUAUCAAGUAAAGAUUUGAGAUUGGGAGUUUCUUUUUUCAGCUUUUGUUGUCCUAUUUACAUUUAAAGUACACCAUUUCCAAUCUGUUGCAUAGAAAAUGCAGAACAGCUCAGAUACUGUUUUGUUAUUUACACUAACCUUGUGCUUGGUUGUCUUAAGCACUGACAGAAAAUGGUUUAUGAUAUAGUGUCUUUGAAUGGUUGUAACAGUCUACCAUAUUCAGGAUUUUUUAAACACAUGUGAUAGCAAAACGUUAUUGGUGCCUUUUUCAGUCACGAGAAUAUAAUUAUAUGUGUCGUGAUGGGGUGAAUCUCAUACACACUGAUUUUUAUAUCCAUUUACUUACAGCCGUCCACUCUCAAUGUAAUUAUAGUAAUUCCUGCAGUGUCAGCACAGUGUCAGGUGCAGCAAUAGUUUAGUGUUAUUGUUCCAGUCCUAAUAGUGGCAGGGAAAUCACUCAAUUAUUUAUUUAACCUCAGCUGGGUACCGAGAUUUAGUUUUUCAAUGUAAUAUUUUCAUUUGUGGAAUUAAUAAAAUGCCAAUAAGAUAUAUUAAUAAUAAAGCUGUUGAUAUUUUGGGAUGAUUAUGGAUUCAGCUUGGACAUGUCAAAGAUGAGUUUUCGUUAUUAGAAAAUGCAAUAAUCAAUGUGGGCUACAAAUUGUUUCUUGUAUAUAUCCAUCAAAUUAAGUUAUACACUAAUUCAUGGUCACACAUUCAUGGUUUUCUAAAUCUUUUCAACACUGACAUGGUCACAAAUAAAUAUUGGCUUGCCAGAAAUGUCCGUCCUAGUUAUAUAGAUCUAUAUAGUUCCUCUUGUUAUCAAAACAUACACAAUAAUGUUGAAAUGUUAUGGAAAGCUAUGUUCAAAAUGUGUGUGAAGUUUUUAUUUUUUAAACAUUGUUCUUUACAUCAUACAUUCCAUGAUGUAUGUAAUUAAUAUUUUUGUUUAGCAUAUACAAGGAUUUCAUCAUACAUAAAGUUGUGAUAUAGUUAUUGAUCAUUUGUGAAUAUAUUAUGACAUCAUAUUCCUUGUUCAGCGAUUGCUGUUAGAUUCAUUACUUCUGUGAUUUCAUAUUACAAGGUUUUGUAAACGUUUGGAGUCACACUGUACAUAGGAGUGAUGUGUAAGAUAAUUCACUUUGUUAACAGAGGCCAUAUUUCCAAUACACAUAUAAACCCAGUUGCUAUACCGUAAGUAACUAAAGGGUAGUAGUCCACAUCAGCCGCUGUUUGCAACCAAGUACUAAUAUGUACUUCUUUUUAUUGUUUUAAUUGUGGACUGUUGGACUUACUUAUGUCUGUAUAUUCACUUUGUUUAUACUCAUUUCACUCUUUAAAGUGUGAUACUCAAUAUCUUUGUGAUGAUAACACUAAUUAAUAAUAAUGAUAAUUGAUUAAUAAACCGACAUGUCAUUUCGUACAGGUUAACAGAGACAUGGCAUGAUUGUGGGCCCUUCAUUUGAACUUGAAUCUCAGCAGGAGUUUCUUCGAAAGGUUGAGUCUCAAAGAAUAUAUUGCUGUUGUGGAUUAUAAAUCAAUUUUGUCAAAGAUGUUAAUAUUAUGCUUUGUUAAACGCCUUACCUGCAAGGGUGUUGCUGCCAAGAAUGGAAUCAUGCCGUCCUUUUGUGUGCUUUGUAUAUCCUGUAUUUUGUAUAUGAGUUAUUCAUAUUUGUUGACUGACAGACAUUUACUAUAACAAUAAAUCAACCUGAGUGA